This is a messenger RNA of Penicillium subrubescens, 792 nucleotides long. RefSeq lists its product as uncharacterized. The transcript has a single exon. The record is from RefSeq and is a predicted model, not a curated record. NCBI's taxonomy places the organism in Eukaryota, Fungi, Ascomycota, Eurotiomycetes, Eurotiales, Aspergillaceae. Bases 1 to 792 code for a protein of 263 amino acids.
AUGACAGAAAUCGACUUCCCAGACGCAGAUACAGACUCCUGCAACGAGCAAUGGGCCUCCAUCUGCACAAGCUACGAAAAGUCCCUAUCCACCCUGGCCGCCAAAAAGCGAGACCUGGAACUCCGCAACGACGAAAUGGUCAGAAUCAACGCCAGUCUAAACGCAAACUAUAGAGUGCUCAAGGCGACGAUUUCUGAAAUAUCAGCUGAAAAGAAAGAGCUGGUAACCCGAAACAACAUGUUGCAGAAACGUCUUGAUUAUCUGAGGGAAAUCUCUGGAUAUGGAGAUCUUUUUCGGAGGCAGAAGCAGAGUCUCGAUGAAAGUAUCUGUGCGGAGUCUUGGGAGAGGAAUAGGAUUUUUGGGGCGAGGGUUCCUGUUCUGAAGGGAGAUGGUCACGACACUCCCGCUAUAACUGUCAAUGCUCAGGCUGAGAAGCGCGACUGCGAUGACCGAAAGCAUGACACGAGCAGCCUCGAACUCAUCUGUGACUGUGGGAAAAUUUCCAAGGUAUCCGACGAUAACCUGACCAGCAUCAAAGUCAAGCCUAGCCCCAGUACCCCCAAGUCAUGCCAGUGCGAAUGCCAGAAGGGAAGGGCAAGGCACAAAAGGGCCAAAAACAAGACCAACACACCAGCGGGAGCGGAAGACCAUAAUACAUCCCCCGAUCCGUCGACACCAACGAGCCUGGGAAUCACAAGCAGAAGCUCAGACUUACCGCAAGAGUUACCGCCUGGGAUAGAAUUCUUGAUGGGCCUCAUUCUCCUUGGUCUGAUCUUGCUAAUCCUUGUUUGA